AUGACGGAUGGCAGGACGAACAAGGUUACUUUUAGUUUGACUCCAGAGAUAAAGUAUCAGAUUUUUGCCCUGAAACCAUCUGUUCACCAGGCGUUUCUUGCUCUGGUCCCCAGCAAGACGACAGAAAAAGACUUCUGGACGAAGUAUUUUAGAGCUGAAUACCUCCAAAGCGCAGGGUAUGCUGCUGCAGCUGAAGCAGAAGCAGCCGAGGAUGAGUUGCUGGCAAUGUUUUUGAAGCAGGAUGAGGUAUUGGCGAGGGAAGCUCGUAGAAAGCUUCGACGGGUUGAUCCAACUUUGGACAUGGAAGCUGACCAAGGAGACGAUUAUACGCAUCUUCUUGAUCACGGGAUAUUCUUUCGGGAUGAGGUGUACAACAGGUGGAGGACUUUAGCACAAGACCUUAACCGGCAAGGCGUGGUUGUUCUUCAAGGAAGAAGUGUAGUCGAAGUAGAUUUAGAAGAUCCAACAAGUGUUGCAGAGGCAUUUAAUAUAGUGCGGUCAAAAGAGGAGGAGGCUGAUGAGAGUGGUGUGCGGGAGAGACUUGAUCGGAUUGCUCGGAUGACUGAGAUGGAGGAUCUUCAAGAACCUCUUCACCAUCAUCGUCCUGUUGCUCAAUUAUUAUGUAUCAAGGAUCCUCGAGACUACUUUGACACAAAACGAGCUAAUAAUGCCAUUAAAACUGAGGAAGCAUAUGGCUUCUUGAGGCAAUCUAUAUCUAAAGUCAAGAGCAUUGGAUUUGGAAAUUCCACAGUUGCACCAGAAAUUGCUCUUGUGGUUUUCAAUGGACGUCCGGCACUAACACCAUUUUAG
Molecule: messenger RNA, 810 nt
Organism: Prunus armeniaca (apricot)
Lineage: Eukaryota; Viridiplantae; Streptophyta; Magnoliopsida; Rosales; Rosaceae
Source: the annotation of a GenBank genome assembly